Messenger RNA from Mycena indigotica, 5637 nucleotides. RefSeq lists its product as uncharacterized. The record is from RefSeq and is a predicted model, not a curated record. Gene Ontology annotation, biological process: maturation of 5.8S rRNA from tricistronic rRNA transcript (SSU-rRNA, 5.8S rRNA, LSU-rRNA); maturation of LSU-rRNA from tricistronic rRNA transcript (SSU-rRNA, 5.8S rRNA, LSU-rRNA). The transcript has 15 exons. Gene Ontology annotation, cellular component: nucleolus. The coding region runs from base 1 to 5637 and encodes 1878 amino acids. Lineage: Eukaryota; Fungi; Basidiomycota; Agaricomycetes; Agaricales; Mycenaceae.
AUGUCCAACCCUGAGCGGCCCAAGAAGCGCGUCAAGACAGUCCACCACACGAACUACACGUCGGCCAGCGAUAUCCGCGCGGCUUUGAGUGCAGCUGACCCUACCUCGGCUCUCGUCAAUCUACGGAACCAGUUUGCGGUCUGGCCAAGCGAUGGCCUCAUCGCAACUACCGAUUCCCGUCUUCUCCUCGCUCAACAAUGGCUCGAUUCUUCUCCUGGAGCAUCAGAGCUGUUCACUAUUUGGGAGCAACUUAAUGUUAGGCAGCCCGGAACGAUAGUGCCCGUUGUUUCGCUGGUUUCCUCGUUGCUCGCCCUUUUCAACAGCCAUUAUACAUUCCACGCAUCGGGUCUCCCGAUUCUUCGGACACUCAUCUCGCCGCCAUGGAUGAAGAGACUCAACUCGUAUCUCGGUGCAACGCACAACGAGUUACUCCUCGUUACUCUCAAGUUAUUCAACGCCAUGUCGGCUUUUGGGCGUGGAAAAGAGCGGAAAGCACUGCUCGAGUCGUUUGCUUGGGAGACAAAAUCGCUUCCUAAGCUGCUCAACAUGAGACGUCGAACGAAAGGAGAUGACUCUUCCGAUGCUCUCGCCAAGCCAGACAUCCGAACUUCGUACAUGCUCUUCUGUCUGUCGUUUAUUGAACAGGACACGCUCGCCACUGUCAAGACACUCUUCCUAGAACAACACCGUGAUGCAUUCUUCUCCAUCUUCCGUGGUCUGACCCAAGAUCCGUUUGUCGUCGUCCGGCGCGUGUUGGAACUGUGUUGGGGCGGCAUAUGGAUGGACCUAAAGCUCAAGCGGACACUCAAAAUCGGGCUGUUUGGCGAGAUAACCGUGGCGCACCUUCUCAAGAUUUAUGAUCGCGUUGCUCCCGAAGACGAUCAGCCGGGCAACAUACCAGCAGACAUCGCACACCAUUUUUUGCUUGCGAUAUGUACUCGUCCGGGAAUUGGCAUUUGCUUCAAGGAUAGAGGAUGGUAUCCACGAAAGUCUGAGGACGACGACGAAGAGGACGGUUCUUCUCGGGCCAAGACUGGCAAAAUAUAUAACAAGAUCUUGUCAAAUGUCUUGAAAACACUGAAGGUCAAUGAAGACUCUCGUCAGCAAGAACUUGCGCUCAAGAUAAUGGGUGCUUGUCCCGAACUAGUAGCAGGCUAUUGGGGAGCAGCUGGACUAACGCUCGAGCCUCGUUUGUCCUCUAAAUGGAUCGCAAACGUCUCUUUCUUUUCCUCGGUGCUGGCUCUACCGAUCCCUACCGACUCAUUUCUCUCAGAAAACGGUGUAUUGUACUAUCCCACACCCCCGCCUCUGUCUGUUGUCCUGGAAAAUACUUUUCCUUCGGUUGGCACCAAAACCCAUUUCUCAAAAGGUCUCCAGCAGGCAAGCGGACUCGUUCAGCACUGUACUGCCUUGGCACUCUCCAAAUGCUUGGUCAAGUACCGUCGGGUGUUGGAUGUGUUUCGGACAAUUGAAUCUACACUGGAGGAAGACGAGGUGGAUGGACAAUGGGCAAAGCUACAGCGCGAUCUUGAACGAGAGGUCCGCCAUCGAGUCCCCGAGUUCCAAGUCAUCGUAGCUUUUGCUUCUGGACAGGCAACAAAACAGGGCGAUCCUACCAAAGCAGCCUUGUUGUCAGAAAGUGCGCAGAGGUUGAUGUGGAUGUAUCAUUCCUGCCUCCCGCAGUUAGUUGCAGAAUCGCGGUUCGAUGUCGGCAAACUGGUUCAAAAUCUUUCUGAUCUGAGUGCGACAACUCGGUCUGAAGAAGACAGGGACUCGGCGACGAGGUUGAACGUCGUUAAGCAACUUCACGUGCUGCGUCUCCUCAAUGAAAGUGAUCAAUUCCAAUGGAGUGGCAAGGCUGCCUCAGGGAAAACGCACUCUAAUGUUCUCCUCGAUGCAUACUGCUCUUGUGAAAUACCCUCAUUACAGCAAACACUCCACAAUCUUGUUGUCAGUCUACUUGAGCGGUCGAAUAUCUUCGAAAACAGCCCGGGUGAGGCGUCGCUUUGGAUAUCUGCGAUUCCGCUAGCACACAGAGUUCGGAAUACACCCAUCGAAGGGCUAUCUCGCGCAGACGAAGCAGCUGCUGUCGUUUCCUUUGUGGACGACUGCAUUCAACGUUGUUUGCAGACACCUUAUCGCUACAUCGAGGAGAUGCAAGCCACACAGUUUUCUGAACUCCCUAGCCCUCUCAUCAUGACUGCAGUUGAACAACUUCGUGCCAAAAUGACGGGCAAAUCUCCUCUGCCACCAGCCCAUCUGUUAGCGAUCACCACUUUUUUGAUGAGAUUGCUUUCGCGUCUUGCCGGCAUCCAACGAGAUCUUGGAUUCUUGUCCUACAUCACGGAAAAUUGCUCUGGAACUCUCCUCGAUGCCCCACAAGCUGUACAGCGUCAGUUCGCAAGCCUGCGUCAAUACCUCCCGCCAACGCAUAUCGAUGAUGGCCUUCAUGAUGCUGAUCUCAGUAACCCACGGUCAUUCCAUGACCUAUUCAUCCACGCCUCACUCUCAGACAUCUCCCAACGAAGAGAGAUCUUGGUCCAGUCCGUCAUUGCUACUGCAUCUGGCUUCAAGCAAGCCAUAUGCCUGAUCGGUCAUAGUUUCAGCUCAAACCAGAACUUGGUCUUGACCAACGCGCUUCUUGGACUUCUUACGGCCAUUUUCACCAAGGCAGACAAGUGUCUUUCUUCCUCGAGCCUCUCGGAAGUUAAGGAAUACGCUUUCAUCCGAACGCCUGCGCUGUUUUCCUUAUGCACGAAAAUCGAUGUUUCGGAAGACGUCGUUAAAGCUAUAUCAACGCUCCUCAAAACCAGUCUUGACCCUCAGAAACGAGAAGAUAGGGACUUGGCCGCAAAUAUAUCGGGUCACUGGCUCAAUGCGCUGACCAGUAGUACACUGACUGUUCCUCCGGCUUGCUUGCCGUGGAUACCGUAUGUAGAGGCUCAAGACCUGUGGGAUGCACUUCGUACUCUGAGCAAGGAAGCUGUUGUGCGACCGGAGCCUUUGGAGAUGGUGAUUACUGCCUUGGAGACCUCAGUAAAGACUUUGGCAACUUCCAAUUCUCAUGAAGACCUUGAACUUCUUUCCAGCCUCCGAUCUAGCCUUCCAAACUCUUCUGCUCUCGAAGCUAUGAUUGCUGCUGUUAUCAAGACCUGUAUCCCGAUGGGAUUGUCUGGACGAGCUUCUGAACUUCCAAAUGUAAUCACCGUCUCAUUACUGGAUCAAGCCCGAACAAGUUGGUCCCGGAAGGCGCAGCUGCCACUAACUUCGCUUGAUCUACAUUCGCUGUUAUACCAGGAGAGUCCUUGGACGACGUCUACUGUGGACAUUAUUGUUGCUCUGCUGCACCGGUCUUCCUUUCCUGUCAACCUUUUCGAGAGCUGGCUGUCAUGCGAUAUGGCUGUCGAACGGUCCUCAAAUCAACUCCUCCAUGUUGUCUACGCAUUCUUGGACAGCCAAAUGGACCAACUGGUUGCGAUUAACAGUGACAUGUGGAUGUCGCACUCGAAGAAUUGUGUCCGUCAUUUGGUCGACGACAAGACAUCAGUGUCACUUCGUACACAUGCAGAACUUUCCCUUCGUCUCCUCUUGCGACACAUACCUAUCAUUGGCACCAACUUGGAUGAUUGGCUCGAGGCACACCUCCAUAAGGGUUCUAGUCCGACGCGAGAAGCUCUCCGAUUCGGGACUUGGAUGGCGAAGCAUAUGGGCAAUGCAAAACCAACAUUACUCAAUCACGCUCUUGAGUGGGCAAUUGCGUUUUUUACUGAGCGUGAAACAACUGUCGAACUUUUGGAUGGGCUUGCCACAUUGGCGAGGAAUGUGAAAGUGGUCGAUUCAGAUACUGCUCAAACGCUAGCCGGCGUCAUUAUCCAAGGCAGUCUCGGUGAUGGCGCAGCUGUCGAGUUGUUAUCUGCGUUGCUUCAGGUUGCCUCGUUCAAGCCACUGAUCGUCAAUCGCCUUUUACAAAAUGUCAUUCAGCAUCCCCAGUUUUUCAAACUCUGCGCUGGCACCACGCGCACACAAAUUGUUCAUGCGCUACAUACCCUCUUCCAUCUCCACCCAAAUAAUACUUGUCAAGCAACGCAUAUCCAACCCCUUACGAGCAUUUAUCAAGGUACCUGUUCGGUAGCUGACCAACAACUCCUGGCCAUAUUCCAUCUUUUUGAGGCACAGCGGAAGAUCUCGGUGUCUCCGUUGUUUUCACAGUGGUCCGCAUCUGAGGGCUCCACUUGCUCAACUGCGCUAGAAGCCAUCCAAACGCUUGAUGCCACAUUGGUUUUCCGAACAUGCUCACAUUUCCCGACAUGGCGGACGCUUGAUGCAACCCCAGGAGACAUCUCAGAACGGUCGUCAGAUGCUUCAGUCUAUGAUCCGGUGUUCUUGGUGCUGCUUUUUGCACAAGCAAUGGCGGAAAAAGUACCCGAGAGCGCUUUCGGCUGGAUUGAGAUGUUUCGAACUAAUAUCGUCGGUCUGCUGAUCCGGGCGUUAUCGGGUCAAGAUUCCCGACUACGAGAAUUUUCACGACUCCAACUGGCUGGUCUCUGGGCCCAUCUAGAGUUCGCAGAUAUGCAGGAACAGCCACAUGUUGUUUAUGUAAUGAAUGUUCUCCGUAACAUGCUUCCCUCAUCGCCCUCAGAACCACUUCGGAGACUUCCGUCCUAUACGACACUCAUACUCGCCCAUGCCGUUCGCGGAAUCUUCUACCCAUCUAACUUCAUUUAUCCACUAACGGCACGGUUCUUACUGCAACGGCCUACACUCGACACCACUGAUGUUCCCUUGCUCUAUGGGAUGCUCUACAACAGUGGCGACGACUGGAAGAAGGAGCGAAGUUGGAUGAUUCGAUUCAUUUCCGAUGGUAUGAUGAGCACGGACGACUGGCGCGUGUUGAAACGGCGACACACAUGGGAACUACUGGCCGAUCUUUUCCAAAGCUCGGAGCAAGACAAUGUCUUACGAAAUAGUAUCCUCGAGGUCCUCGCUAAUCUGACAUGCAACGCGCAAGCAACGACGUCACUCAUUCUCAAAUCAUCCCUCUUACAAUGGAUCGAGAUGCAGCUCUCUGUCUCCGGCAGCGAGGCAGUCUCCUGGCUCAGCGUUUUGGACAAUAUUCUGGUAAUUGUGGAUGCACAAAAGCUUGAAUCCUCCACUGGAGGCGAAUGGCGAGCGACUAUUUGUCGAUGUCUUCUGUUGGCAGUCCAAGCUGCAUCGCAGUCGUCAAAACUGGCAGAUUCCGUCACACUCGCUGCCUCGGCUACAUUGCGCCUAGCAGCCUUGUCUGGCCCAGUACCGUUUGCACUCGAUGAUCUCAUUUCAGCUUGUUUGGAAGGAGUCGAGGCACUGGAAACACAAGUGGACUUUAACAGUCUACCUUCAGUAGCAUUAUCCAACAACGAGCUGCUACCGCCUCAUCGCGGAGCAGAUCUGACUAACUUGGAUGAGAGGGAUCCUUGUCUUAGAUGGGGCAACGCUGUUGAGGUUUUGUGGCAAUGCACAAUGCGAUUGUCGGAGAAGACAGAACUGUGGGAUAGGCUUAUGUAUCGACUGCUGGUGUGGCGGGCAGUCGUUGGCAGUGAUCGGAGCCCAAACGGGGAAUGGGCGCGGCGGAUGUCGAUAAGGCUGUGUAGCACGUGA